AAGCGCGCGCUGAAACCACAUGCAUAUCGCCGCCGCCCAAAACAUGCGGUGUGUGUAGAGUACGAGUGUAAACAUCGAAUAUUUUGUGAAUAAAUCUGUAAAAUUUCGUCAGUUUUCAUCGGUCUAGCACCAUCAUGACCGCUCAGCUUUUCAUCGGGAGACUGAGCAAGAGCACCAGACAGAGAGAUAUCGAGGACAUGUUUGAUUAUUAUGGGAAAAUGUCAAGAUGCGAGGUGAAAUGUGGAUCAGGCAUGGCAUAUGCGUUUGUGGAUUAUGUCGACAAGCGUGACGCAGAGGAUGCCAUCAAGCACGAGAACGGACGAGAAGUGAAUGGCCAGAAUAUCGUGGUAGAAUGGGCCCGGGGGCCGAAAAGGGGAUUUGAUGAUGAAUGCUAUCGGUGUGGACGUAGAGGUCAUUUUGCCCGGGCUUGCCGAGACGGAGGAGGCGGUGGAGACUGGGGCCGAAGACGGGGAGGCGGAAGAUCAUAUGGGUAUUCCAGACGCCGUAGCCGAAGCAGGAGCAGGGACCGUUACAGGAGUCGCAGCCGUAGCCCCGAUCGCCGCAGACGUUCAUCUCCGGGAUCUCGAAGCCGAAGCCCCAGGAAAUACAGUCGUUCUCCAUCGCCUCGGCGAUCAAACGGUCACCAUCGCAGCCGAUCCAGAAGCCCUGAUAGGGGCAGAUCGCCCUAGUAACGUUUCCUAAGUGGGAGCAGUUCCUUCAAAGAAAGUAUAUAUAUAUAUUCACCUGCCUUUUUAUUGUUGGAGGAUAUAUUUCUUCCUCCCUUUUGUCCACACAAUCGAGUUCACGUUUUUAUAUCAAGAUGAUAACAUUUUUCUACUUGUAUGUUCCCAUUGUAAGUGUGUUAUUAAGAUGGUGACAUUAUUUGUACAUGUGUGUUACCAUUAUAAAUGUGUUAUCAAUAUUACAUGACAAAAAUUAUGAUGCUUGUCGAAGUUCUGAAGCAAUACCAUGUUUUUGCUAGGUUCUCCUGCAACUUGAUUGGUUUGUCUGUUGACAGUUCAGCACCCAAAGCAACAUUUUUUCUUCAGAAUUUAUGAAAAUAAUAACACCGGCAUACUUUCCCGGGGUAGCCAUUUUAGUUCCGAAACUGUUCUCUCAGUAGGCCCUGGUAUUAUUACCAUGGCUUUAGCUGGGCUGCCAUAAAGGUGCUCAAGGAUUCAAGGGAUUUCUUCCUAACGGGUACCCAUUCACCUCACCUGGGUUGAGUGCAGCACAAUGUGGGUAAAUUUCUUGCCGAAGGAAAACAUGCCUUGGCUGAGAAUCGAACCCAUUACGACCUCCCCCUCCCCGCCCCAUUGUUCUUAAUUUGAUACGCAACAUAAAAAAUCAGAAAGUCAUUUGCUCGAAGUCCAAAUCGAGUCAAAGGUCAUUUGUUGCAAGUCCGAGUUAAGUCCCAUGUCAUUUGGGCAUCUAGCAAGUCAACUUGCAAGUUAGCUAAUUUGUAUUUUCAGAGAACAUUUUCUUGUGAACAGUACUGUGACUUAUGUUGUUAUAUAUACAUGUAUAUCUUUACCCUCUAUCCUCUGGGACACAAGUUGAAAAUUUAUCAAUUUCUGUAAAGAUGAAAACUUGUUUAAGAUUUGAAUGCUUCACCGGCCAACAUGAGUAAGACACAGAUGGAUGAUACGAUACGUUGUCAGUUAUUAAUAUCAUACUGCAGAAUUAAAGUCAAUGCGAACCGGAAGCCCUCUAGGGUCUAGCACCCACUCAAGUCCUCAAAUACUCAAAUCUGGUUGGGUUCCUUACCCAUAAUCCAUCAUUCUGAGCAGUUUAGUAGUGUUGCAGUAUAAGCCCACCUUUAUAAUAACACACUAGUAUGCUUUUCAUAUUGUAUUUCCUUAACCCCAUACUAUCCUUAAUCCCAGACUAUCUUGACCCCAUACUAUCUUUUUGGGGAUUCAAACUGUCUUUCUUUACCCCAUACUAUCUGCUUAGCUGGGGUUAACACCUUAACCCCGGACUAUCCCAUAGCUCAUGAGUAUUGAUGAUUU
Messenger RNA from Lytechinus variegatus (green sea urchin), 2012 nucleotides. RefSeq names its product serine/arginine-rich splicing factor RS2Z33-like. Gene Ontology annotation, cellular component: nuclear speck. Lineage: Eukaryota; Metazoa; Echinodermata; Echinoidea; Temnopleuroida; Toxopneustidae. Gene Ontology annotation, biological process: mRNA splicing, via spliceosome. The coding region runs from base 135 to 689 and encodes 184 amino acids. Gene Ontology annotation, molecular function: mRNA binding; zinc ion binding. The transcript has 7 exons. The record is from RefSeq and is a predicted model, not a curated record.